This is a messenger RNA of Prionailurus viverrinus (fishing cat), 3718 nucleotides long. It is a transcript of the gene CMKLR1, whose product is annotated as chemerin chemokine-like receptor 1. Gene Ontology annotation, cellular component: plasma membrane. Bases 336 to 1685 code for a protein of 449 amino acids. Gene Ontology annotation, molecular function: G protein-coupled receptor activity; complement receptor activity. Gene Ontology annotation, biological process: inflammatory response; positive regulation of cytosolic calcium ion concentration; chemotaxis. The record is from RefSeq and is a predicted model, not a curated record. Lineage: Eukaryota; Metazoa; Chordata; Mammalia; Carnivora; Felidae. The transcript has 3 exons.
CCUCCCGUGACGGGGCCACGGAGGAGAACGUUCCAGGCCAGAGGCAGGAAGUCUCGGAAACAAGGUGGCCUGGGGUGAACGGGGCCGGGGCAGGGCUGUCCUUGGCCAGAUGUUCCAGAGCCUCAGCGCGACGGAGGACGUCAGAAGGCUGGAAAGGGGCCUGGGACCCGAGGCUGCAGCCUGCCGGUGCCUCUGAUGUAUCCAACGUGCCCCGACUUCUGACCCUAAUCCGAGAGGUUCCACAGAAGGCCGGUGCCCUGCCAGCUUCUCCUUGGACCCUCCAACAGUAGCUCUGCUGAGGGAGCCGUGGGGACGCAUUUCCCAGGUCCUUUCCUAUGACAUUCCCCGGUAAUCGUGAUUGCGACAGGCACUCCGCCGAGGGUUCCACCGAAUGGUCGCGGCCCCCGGAUGUAGACGCUAGGGAGGAGAAGCCCGAGGCCCAGAGAGGUGUUCCUAGCUGUGCCCUGGGACCGAUUGGCCAAGGACCCCACUGGAGAGCUUUGGACACCCUAACAGUGAACGGUGAGGGACUUUUGCGGUCUGAACAAAUGUCCAGAGGGCACCCGUGGGGGACCCGUGACGAGAGAAUGGGGGACAAGGAUUACAACACCUCCUUCUCCUACGACGAGGAGUACCCGGAUGAUUUUGAACCCAUCGUGGUUUUGGAGGAGUCUUCUCCCCUGGAAGGCAAGGUGACCAGGAUCUUCCUGGUGGCGGUCUACAGCAUUGUCUGCUUCCUCGGGAUCCUGGGCAACGGGCUGGUGAUCGUCAUCGCCACCUUCAAGAUGAAGAAGACGGUGAACACCGUCUGGUUCCUCAACCUGGCCGUGGCGGACUUCCUGUUCAACGUCUUCCUCCCGAUCCACAUUGCCUACACCGCCAUGGACUACCACUGGGUCUUCGGGACGGCCAUGUGCAAGAUCAGCAACUUCCUGCUCAUCCACAACAUGUACACCAGCGUCUUCCUGCUGACCGUCAUCAGCUUCGACCGCUGCAUCUCCGUGCUCCUUCCCGUCUGGUCCCAGAACCACCGCGGCGUGAGGCUGGCCUGCGUGGCCUGCGUGGUUAUCUGGGUCCUGGCUUUCUUCCUGAGCUCUCCGUCCCUCGUCUUCCGGGACACGGCCCACGUGCAUGGGAAAACGUCCUGCUUUAACAACUUCAGCCUGUCCGCGGCCGGCUCCGCCCCGUGGCUCGCUCGCUCCGGGUUGGACCCCACGGGCCUCAGCCGCCACACGGUGGUGACGGUCACCCGCUUCCUCUGUGGCUUCCUGGUCCCCGUGCUCAUCAUCACGGCCUGUUACUUCACCAUCGUCUGCAAGCUUCGACGCAACCGCCUGGCCAAGACCAAGAAACCCUUCAAGAUCAUCGUGACCAUCAUCACCACCUUCUUCCUCUGCUGGUGCCCCUACCACACCCUCUACCUGCUGGAGCUCCGCCACGCCACCGUGCCGGGCUCCGUCUUCAGCCUGGGUUUGCCCCUGGCCACCGCCAUUGCCAUUGCCAACAGCUGCAUGAACCCCAUCCUGUACGUCUUCGUGGGCCAGGACUUCAAGAAGUUCAAGGUGGCCCUCUUCUCCCGCCUGGUUAACGCGCUGAGCGAGGACACGGGCCACUCCUCCUACCCCAGCCACAGGAGCUUUACCAAGAUGUCAUCCAUCAACGAGAAGGAGACCAGCAUGCUCUGAGCCUCAUCCGCGAACCCCCGGUGGACAGGCACUCCGGCCUCGGAGGCCCAGAGCUAUGCCUUCCAAAGACCACCGCAGAAACCCCCUUCAGCACCCACCAACGCCUGCUAGAGUUUACACGGGGCUGACCAGUGCUUUGAGCUGGGAGUCCAGGGCUCGGAACUCCGUCCUUCGAGGGGCGUGGCUGACCGGGCAGGCCAGGGACCGGCAUCCCAUGCUUCUUGGGAGACCUGCCUUGGCCGGCCCAAAGCAAAAAAGGGAGCAUUCUUAAAAGUGCUGCCAUGAACCGGGAUCAGCAUAAGACAGAGGGGUUAAGCUACCUAUUCCGUGCUCCCCUGGAAUCACAAACACGCCACGGGGCGUAUUCCUGGCCUGAGCAGCAGAGGUCAGGGCCAACCCAGUGUGAUGCAAAUCGCCGCCUCGCCCCACAUGCCUGUGUCACUGGCCAGCCAGAAAUCCUGCCGCCCGCCCGCAUCAUUCCUCCGGGUGAGGGCAAGUGGAGACGCACAGGUUACCUGGGAGAGGAAGGUGACACAGGCACUCGCGAACUGCCAGGACCACGCACUUGGCUUUCAGAUCAGGUGGGAAGACAGAGAACAGGUCCUGAGGAGCCCUGUGGGCUCUGUGAGGGCAGGACAUGUGGGGCCUGGGGGAAGGGGUGGAGAGAGUGGUGACCGUGCUCUGAAGAUGCGGGCUGUGGGGACGGCAGGCGCGGAGCCCCUCCUGGCGCGGCCAUGCUGUCUUUUCUCACCUGGGACUGACGCCUCCCUGUGCCACAGCGUCCUUGUCCCAUUUACAGAUGGCAAAGCUGAGGCUCAGGGAGGGUGGGGAGUAACUCGCCCACUGACACACAGCCGGCAAGAGGCAGAGGUGAGAUGUGAAGCCAGCUCUGUCUGGCUCCGGAAGCUCUGUCUUGUUGUUUGUUUUCAAUGGCUAAUGUAUCUAUUGAGAAUAUUCUAGACUAUAACGGUAGCCUACAUUUAUUUAGUGCUCCCUAUGCUAAACUUAUUCCUCCCAGCAGCCUUGACUUCCCAGUUAUUACUUCCCUUUUGCAUAUGAGGUAUCUGAAGCUCAGAGAGGUUAAGUAACUUCCCUGAGGGCGUCCAGCUGGUCCCUGCCAGAGCCAGCAUUGGAAACUAGGUCUCUCUGACUCAAGGCCGCAGGAUCAGGGUUUUGAGAGAGGCUUGGGGUUUUGACCACAAAUAUUGAUUCUUCAGCAGAUUAAUCUAAACAUUUCCUUGGCCUAUACACCAGCUUUGCAAAUAGUUUUUGAAAAUGACCCAACAUGGCAGAGAAAAUACUCUUGGCCUCCAGUUCCCUCGACAUCCAUCCACACGCGCCCGCCGUGGUUCCCAGCUCCUGCGCCCCCUGAGACCUCCGGGAAGGCAGUGGGGAGAGAGAGGAUGGGCAGGAGGUAGUCGUCGGUGGGCCGGGGGCCCUUGGCCUCCCAGUGUCCACGCUCUCUUCCAAACGCCAUCAUCGUGAAGCCAAUCCUCCGACAAGAUGCAAUGAACAGAUGUAAUGUCUACACGGCGUUGGGCAAGUUCCCGAGGCCCCGGGCUGUUUGGAAAUCACACCUCAUUAAGAGACAGACUGUUCCUUCCCUUCUUGGGUCAUUGUGCUUAUGAUGAGGCAGCUCUGACGUGACCCUAAGCCAGGGCGCCCAAUGGCUUCAAGAAAUCUGAACUUGGACCGCCUGGGAGCAAACACAGGGAACUUUAAAUAUCGCCCCGUGCCCCUCGUCAUCCCCCAGCCCCCCGCCCCAACUUCACAAGUGAAGCAACGAGAUGGCAUGGGACGUCUUCCAGACCCCAGAGACGGUCACCAGCCACGCAGGCUCUGACCCCCAGGUGAUACUUGUUCAGGCGGGUCCCUCACUCCUCCUGGGCCGCGCGACAAGCCAGGAAACCAGCUGGAUGAGCUGGAAAAGCUGAUGAGCGGGAGUAGAAUUCAAACCAGCUGUUUUCCUCCUUAGGGUUAGGCCUCUUUCUGGCUGCCCCACCAGUUGUUCCCCAUUAAACACUUAAAUGCAA